CUGGAACAAGAAACAGACCAGUGCUCAGUGGGUGUGAUCACGGCAGAUACAUAUAUUCUAGGCUAUAUUCUAACAUCCGGAUUCAACAAGUUGAAGAAUUUAGCUUACCUGAAUUUGUCACAUGCUGGUUUUAGGGGGCAGAUUCCAUCAGAUAUUUCUCAACUAACAAGGUUGGUUACUCUUGAUUUAUCUAAUAAUCAUCUAGAUACCCAAAAUUUUCGAAAGCUUGUCCAAAACCUCACCAGUAUAAGGCAAUUGUAUUUGGAUGGUUUGCAACUAAGAGAUGAUCAAGGACAAGAAUGGCGCAAUGCUUUGUUGCCGCUGCGUGACCUCCAAGAACUUAGCAUGGCAAAUUGCAAUCUCAGAGGACCCUUUGAUGCUUCUUUGACAGGAUUUGAGAAUCUAUCCAUCAUUAUUCUUGAUAAAAACAACUUUUCAUCCCCUGUGCCAGAGACAUUUGCCAAUUUUAAGAAUCUCACUACCCUCAGUCUUAGCCGUUGCAACUUGAAUGGAAUAUUUCCACCGAAGAUCUUCCAGAUUGAAACAUUGUCAUUUAUCGACAUAUCAUGGAAUGACAAUCUCGAUGGUUUCUUUCCAGACUUCCCACUGGGUGGAUCUCUCCGUACCAUAAGAGUGAGUCUCACAGACUUCUCUGGAACUCUCCCACACUCUAUUGGUAACCUGAGGCACUUAUCUGAAUUGGAUCUUAUUGGUUGUCGAUUUAAUGAAACACUUCCCAAUUCACUGUCAAACCUCACUGAACUCACUCACCUGUAUUUGUCAUAUAACAACUUCACAGGUCCAUUGCCAUCAUUUGGUAUGACCGAAAAACUAACCCACCUCGACCUUUCUCAUAAUAGCUUAAGCGGUGCAAUUCCUUCAUCUCUUUUUAGGCUUCCAUUACUAGAGGAGAUUGAUCUUGACGACAACCAGUUUAGUCAGCUUGAUGAAUUCGUAAAUGUGUCUUCCUCUGCAUUGACCCUCCUUGACUUGAGUCAUAAUUCUAUUAGUGGGAGCAUUCCAUCAUCUCUUUUUACGCUCCCAUUACUAGAGAAGAUUUAUCUUCGAGACAACCAGUUUAGUCAGUCUCAUGAAUUCACAAAUGGGUCUGCCUCUGUAUUGAACUACCUUGAUUUAAGCAACAAUGAUCUAUCAGGGAAUUUUCCAGAGUUUAUCUUUCAGCUCAGUGCACUUUCAGCCCUUUACCUUUCCUCUAACAAGUUCCAUGGACCAUUGCAGCUAAAUAGUUGUUUACCGCUUAGAAAUUUAUCUCAUCUGGACAUUUCAUACAACAGCUGGUCAGUCAAUGCGAAUAUGGCCUCUCCUUUUCCCAACCUUAGAAAUCUAUAUAUGGCAUCUUGCAACUUGAAAACCUUCCCUAAUUUCUUGAGAAAUCAAUCCACAUUAAGAUCUUUACACCUUUCAAGGAACCACAUUCAAGGAAUAGUGCCCAACUGGCUUUGGAAAUUAAAAGAUCUUGAAGAACUUGAUAUUUCAAGCAAUUUGUUGACUGAUUUGGAAGUGAAAAAUGUUUCUUCCUUGAUAAAACUUGACGUUCAUGACAACCAACUACAAGGGCAAGUACCUAUUUUUCUUGUAAAUGCUUCCUAUUUGGAUUAUUCCAGGAACAAGUUUAGCUCUGUUAUCCCACAAGAUAUCGGUAAAUACCUGUCUUCGGCAGUGUUCCUCUCUCUUUCAGACAAUAAAUUCCAUGGCAACAUCCCAGAUUCCCUCUGCAAUGCUACACAUCUUGAAGUGCUUGAUCUUUCAAUCAACAACUUUUCUGGAACAAUUCCCUCUUGUUUAAUGACAAUGACUAAGACCCUUGAGGUAUUGAGUUUGAAGGACAACAACCUCAAAGGAGCUAUCCCAGAUAUGUUUCCAGCUUCUUCUGCUCUAAGCACUCUGAAUCUCCAUGGAAAUCACUUGCAUGGGCCAAUUCCAAAAUCUCUUGCCCACUGUUCCAAAUUAGAGGUACUGGACCUUGGAAAAAAUCAUAUUGCUGGUGGCUUUCCAUGCUUUUUGCAAAACAUAUCCACAAUUCGGGUACUGGUUUUGCGCAACAACGAAUUUCAAGGUUCCCUAGGAUGUGGACAAGCCAAUAAUAAGCCUUGGAAAAUGCUUCAAAUUGUCGACAUCGCUUUUAACAACUUUAGUAGCAAACUAAAGGGACAAUAUUUCACAAACUGGGAAACAAUGAUGCAUAAUGAAGAUCAAUCAGAGGGAUUUAUAGGAGAAGGAUCAUAUUAUCAGGAUAGCGUGACAGUGAUCAACAAAGGUCAAGAGAUGGUGUUGGUUAAAAUUCUUACUAUCUUCACAUCCAUUGAUUUCUCAUCUAACCAUUUUGAAGGACCAAUACCUGAGGAGCUUAUGGAUUUUAAAGCACUCCAUGUUCUCAACCUUUCAAACAAUGCUCUCUCUGGUGAGAUCCCAUCAUCCAUAGGGAACCUGAAACAGUUGGAGUCCUUGGACCUCUCACAGAACUCAUUUCAUGGAGAAAUUCCUGUGCAGUUUGCAAGUCUGACAUUCCUUUCUUAUCUGAACCUCUCCUUCAAUCAUUUGGAGGGGAAGAUCCCAACAGGUACCCAACUCGGCCAGCAUCCUGCCUGCUAGGUAGCGUUCAAAACGGGGCGCUGUCUGCUACGCUAUAAGGAAAUAACGUUGCGCCCUCACUAACACCAAUUGGUUUUGGCGUAGUGACAAUAUGCAUGUUGCGGAAUUGGAGGUCGGUACAAUUACAAUGCAUCAGCAGAUUGUGGAGAAGCUGGAGUGAUUGCUUAUGAUGAUCCUUCUGAGUUUAUUGGGUGGGAUAAUGUUCAUUUGACAGAGGCAGCAUGUAGAGAUUAAAAAUUUGAAAGUGUGUGUGAUUGAUUGUAUGAGAUAGAGACAGAAAGUGGGAAACAAAGGGAGAAGACACCAUUUGUGUUGGGCAUUGUUAGAAAUAAUGUGACUUCAAUUAGGCGCAUUGCUGAUUUAGGGACUAAUUGUUACUUUAAAUAAGGACUCAUUCAUUUCUUUCAAGAGAUCCUGAAUUGACUUUAUAAGCACAUGCUAUUUUCCUUCACUUCUUUUAAAAAUCACAUCAAAAUUUGCAUAGAAAA
Lotus japonicus is the source of this 3101-nucleotide messenger RNA. Its product is annotated as receptor-like protein 7. The transcript has 2 exons. Gene Ontology annotation, molecular function: protein binding. NCBI's taxonomy places the organism in Eukaryota, Viridiplantae, Streptophyta, Magnoliopsida, Fabales, Fabaceae. The annotation marks the transcript as partial. The record is from RefSeq and is a predicted model, not a curated record.